AUGUCGCGCUGGUUUUGCCUUUUGGGCGGUGUCAUCUCGUUGCUGUCAACCGCACAAGCAUUCUAUCUUCCUGGAGCAGCGCCUCAUGAUUACACAGAAGGCGAGGUCGUAGAACUUUACGUCAAUGCCUUGACCCCCAUGCUGGGCGGAUACGAUAAUGCGAAACUGAAAUCUCUGAUUAACUAUGACUACUAUGACCCAAGGUUCCACUUCUGCACCCCAGAAGGGGGCCCGCGCAAGGAGCCCGAGUCUUUGGGGUCCAUUCUAUUUGGAGAUAGGAUAUUCAACUCGCCAUAUGAUAUUAGAAUGCUCGAAGACAAUGGAACUUGUAGAACGCUCUGCAGGACAGAGAUUCCAGCGCAAGAUGCCAAAUAUGUCAACGAUCGCAUUCGUGAAGACUACGCACUAAAUUGGCUAGUGGAUGGUCUUCCAGCAGCUGAGAUGAAGCAAGAUAUAAAGACCGGAGACCUAUUCUUUGACAUGGGAUUCAAUCUUGGGGAUGAUGAAGGGCAACAGGCGACUACACCCGCACUUCAUAAUCAUUAUGAGAUUGUACUGAGAUAUCACACUCCUCGUCCCGGUGUGCAUCGCAUAGUAGGCGUUCUCGUGUGGCCGACCAGCCAUGGUGGUUCUCAGGAUGCCACUACAGACUGCUCAUCUGCGUCUGGACCACUCCUCCUGCGGGAAGAUCAAAACAAUUCCGUACGCUAUACGUAUCGCGUGAUGUGGAAUGAAUCUGAUACUCCCUGGGCUACCCGUUGGGAUAAUUACCUACACAUAUUCGACCCUCGCAUACAUUGGUUUAGCCUCAUCAACUCAAUUGUCAUCGUAGUGUUCCUCUGCGUCAUGGUCUCCAUGAUCCUGUUACGAACGGUUUCCCGAGAUAUUUCCCGUUACAAUGCGAUUGAUUUGAGCGAGGACGUCCAAGAAGACUGGGGAUGGAAACUCGUGCAUGGAGAGGUGUUUAGGUCACCACGUAAUCCCAUGAUUCUAUCCGUACUCGUUGGAAAUGGUGCACAGUUGUGCGCGAUGGUUGGUGUAACACUCGUAUUCGCUCUUCUAGGUUUCCUGUCACCCUCUAACCGAGGUUCUCUCGCCACGGUCAUGAUGGUUUGUUGGACACUAUUUGGAGGCAUUGGUGGCUAUGUGUCGAGUCGUGUUUAUUCGUCUCUUGGCGGGAAUGAUAGGAGGAAGAACUCGUUUCUCACUGCAACCGUACUACCUGCACUUGUAUUUGCAAUUGUCUUCUUACUAGACCUCUUUCUUAUCGCGGCAGGCUCCUCUGGUGCAGUGCCCUUCGGCACCAUGCUGCUCAUUGUUGUUCUCUGGUUCGGCAUAUCAGCACCUUUGUCUUUGGUUGGAUCAUUUUUCGGAACCAGACAUGGAGGUAUUCCACACCCUGUUAGAGUGAACCAGAUCCCGCGGCAGAUUCCAAAAUCACCUAGAUAUCUUCAACCUUGGGCUGCCACUCUCCUGGCUGGUAUCCUACCAUUUGGUGCUGCUUUCGUUGAGCUUUACUUUGUACUGUCGAGCCUCUUUGCCUCGAGAGCGUACUAUGCGUUUGGCUUCCUAGCACUGACGGCCGGUGUUGUAUCGCUCACCACUGCAACUGUGACAAUUUUGUUCACCUACUUCAUCUUAUGUGCCGAGGAAUAUCGAUGGCAUUGGCGAGCAUUCCUAACAGGAGGCGGCAGCGCUUUUUGGCUUUUGGGAUACGGUGUGUUCUACUGGGCGUCACGUCUUUCCCUAGACUCUUUUUCUAGUGUUGUUCUGUAUAUGGGAUAUCUUUUGCUACUUGCACUUUUGGAUUUCCUUGUCACGGGGACAAUUGGAUUCCUUGCGACGUACUGGGCGGUGAAGAGAUUAUACAGUGCGAUUCGCAUCGAUUAG
This is a messenger RNA of Fibroporia radiculosa, 1890 nucleotides long. RefSeq lists its product as uncharacterized. The record is from RefSeq and is a predicted model, not a curated record. Lineage: Eukaryota; Fungi; Basidiomycota; Agaricomycetes; Polyporales; Fibroporiaceae. Gene Ontology annotation, biological process: protein localization to membrane; vacuolar transport. The transcript has 19 exons. The coding region runs from base 1 to 1890 and encodes 629 amino acids. Gene Ontology annotation, cellular component: membrane.